Aspergillus viridinutans is the source of this 603-nucleotide messenger RNA. Its product is annotated as ADP-ribose 1'-phosphate phosphatase. Lineage: Eukaryota; Fungi; Ascomycota; Eurotiomycetes; Eurotiales; Aspergillaceae. Gene Ontology annotation, biological process: peptidyl-glutamate ADP-deribosylation. The record is from RefSeq and is a predicted model, not a curated record. Bases 1 to 603 code for a protein of 200 amino acids. The transcript is spliced from 3 exons.
AUGGAUCUACCUUCAGUACAAAGCAAAAUAACAGAGACUGAGGGCAAUCUUUUUCAUGCUCCAGACGGUGCAGCUCUAAUCCACGCCUGCAAUUGCCAAGGGUCUUGGGGCAAGGGCAUCGCGACGGCCUUCAAAGAUAAGUAUCCAGCUGCCUUUGCGAUCUACCGUUCCCACUGCCAGAAUCUCCUGUCCAGCCCCAGGUACAGGCCUGAGCCUGCGGCGCGGAGCGAAGAGUCCCAAGCAAGAAACUCUCGAAGCGUACGACUACCAGAGGGCACUGCAUUGAUCAUCCCUCCUCAGAAGAGAGACUCCGAGGCGAACGGCAAGAAACACUGGAUCAUUUGCUUAUUCACGUCCCGCGGCUUUGGGCGGGCCGUCAGUCCACCGGAUGUCAUCAUCAAGAAUACCGAGCUUGCUGUGGCGGAUAUGAAAAGGCAGCUUGCGGAAUUACGGGCGGAUCACUCUUCUCAGGAAGGGUCGGUUGGUGAGUUGUGGUCUUGCCAGUUCAAUUCUGGUUUAUUUCGGGUUCCUUGGGCACGCUCGCGGAGGGUGUUGGAAGAAGCUGGGCUGGAGGUUACUGUAGUUCGGCCUCAUGGGGCAUGA